Messenger RNA from Gryllus bimaculatus (two-spotted cricket), 420 nucleotides. The record is from the annotation of a GenBank genome assembly. Lineage: Eukaryota; Metazoa; Arthropoda; Insecta; Orthoptera; Gryllidae.
AUGGACUCGAAGUGCAUAGAAGCACUUCAGAAAAUGAAGCUUCCUCAUCUUAUCGAUAAGUUUGCUGGAAGCUCGGAUAGGUGGGUCGAUGAAGGAUUGGGAGUACCUAUGAAAAGUGAUCAGACCAAAAAUGCAAAAUUAAAGAAACAGUACUUCGUUCAAUUAUUUUACCAAAAGUUUCAAACCACCGAGAAAUUUAACUCACCCAUCACUGAAGCAGAAUAUAUCAUACCUGAAAUUUUAACUUCUGAAACUCAAUUUGUGACAGAAAUUUCUUGUGCUGGCGAGCAGAGGGAGUGUCAGGAUAUAAAUUCAGAAGGUCCUGAGAUUAAUCACAACAAGAAGAUUAGAGUAGAUAGUAAUUUAAGAGAGACUCGAAGAGAAACAUUUAGGAAUGGUAUGGAUUUUGAAGCUCUUUAA